GCCGGGAGAAGUUUGCAGGGAGGUGGCACCAAACUUCCCUGGCUGCACCAAGACAGUGCAGGGGAGGACGGACAGACAGACGGACAGACACCGGGGCUGCGGCUGCCCAGGGACACCCUUGAGUUGAGCACCAGCUGCGGAGCAUCCCGUCCCCUCUGCACCCAGCCAUGUCCCCGGUGGUGAAGGAGAAGAACCACGUGCGGUUGGUCUUCUUGGGUGCCGCCGGCGUGGGCAAGACAGCCCUCAUCCGCCGCUUCCUGAUGGACACCUUCGAGCCCAAGCACCGGCGCACGGUGGAGGAGCUCCACAGCAAGGAGUACGAGGUGAGCGGGGCCACCGUCAAGGUGGAAAUCCUGGACACCAGCGGCAGCUACUCCUUCCCGGCCAUGAGGAAGCUCUCCAUCCAAAACAGCGAUGCCUUCGCCCUGGUCUACGCCGUAGAUGAUGCCGAGUCCUUUGAGAGCGUCAAGAGCUUGCGGGAGGAGAUCCUGGAGGUGAAGGAAGACAAGUUCCCUCCCAUCGUGGUGGUCGGCAACAAGGCGGAGAGCGGGGGCGAGCGGCAAGUGGCGGCGGAGGACGCCCUGUCGCUGGUGGAGCUGGACUGGAACAGCCGCUUCGUGGAGACGUCGGCCAAGGACAACGAGAACGUCCUGGAGGUCUUCAGGGAGCUGCUGCAGCAAGCCAACCUGCCCAGCCGGCUCAGUCCCGCGCUCUGCAAGAGGAGGGAGACGUUGCCCAAGGAGCAGGCGCUGAGGCCACCCAUGAACAAGACCAACAGCUGCUCGGUGUGCUGAGCCGGCCACCCCGGGGCCGGGAGGAAGGCGCCGGCAGCAGCGGCACUGGCUGGAGAAACUCAGGUGGGCUGG
Molecule: messenger RNA, 866 nt
Organism: Calidris pugnax (ruff)
Lineage: Eukaryota; Metazoa; Chordata; Aves; Charadriiformes; Scolopacidae
Product: GTP-binding protein Rhes-like
Exons: 1
Coding region: 168-794 (208 amino acids)
Molecular function (GO): GTPase activity; GTP binding
Source: RefSeq, a predicted model, not a curated record